Molecule: messenger RNA, 1503 nt
Organism: Hirsutella rhossiliensis
Lineage: Eukaryota; Fungi; Ascomycota; Sordariomycetes; Hypocreales; Ophiocordycipitaceae
Product: pterin binding enzyme domain-containing protein
Exons: 5
Coding region: 1-1503 (500 amino acids)
Biological process (GO): tetrahydrofolate biosynthetic process
Cellular component (GO): mitochondrial envelope
Molecular function (GO): dihydropteroate synthase activity; 2-amino-4-hydroxy-6-hydroxymethyldihydropteridine diphosphokinase activity
Source: RefSeq, a predicted model, not a curated record
AUGUAUAACCCUAUAUCGGGCUGGCGCCGGUCUCCUGCCGGGCUUCUUGUUGCCUCGGGGCCUCGGCGCCGCGUGUCGCCGGCGACUCUUCGGCACGCGCCCGGCGGCCUCGUCGACGCCCCGUCGAGUCCCGGCCCGGCCAGCCUCGCGCUCCGUACGGCCUACAUCGCGCUGGGCGGCAACCUCGGCGAUCGCGUCGCUGAAAUCGAAAGGGCGUGUCGCGAGAUGCAUCGGCGUGGGAUCCGCAUCAAGCGCACCAGCAGCCUGUGGGAGACGGAACCCAUGUACGUUGUCGACCAGGACCGCUUCAUCAAUGGCGCUUGCGAGGUCGAGACGGAGUUGGAGCCUUUGGCCCUGCUAGACGAGCUUCAAGCAAUCGAGAGGGACAUGGGGCGGCGCAAGCUCAUCGACAAGGGCCCCCGCAACAUCGAUCUCGACAUCCUGCUCUACGGCAACGACAAGAUCGAGCACGAGCGGCUCACGGUGCCGCAUGCCGGUAUUGCCGAGCGCGAGUUUGUCCUGCGGCCUCUAGCGCAGCUGAUCCCGUCCAAGCCGUUUGACGCGUGCAAGCCAUGGAAGGUGGUGCAGGACUACCUAAAUGAGCUUCCGCCGGGCGAGCCGCUCUCAUCCGUCACCCCGCUGGCGCCCUCGUGUCCUCCCCUUACGCCCCUGGUGCCGAACCGCAAGACCCAUGUCAUGGCCAUCCUGAACCUGACGCCAGACUCCUUUUCAGACGGGGGACGCCACACCCUCGGCAACCUGUCGAGCACCGUCGUCGACAUGGUCCGCGGCGGGGCCACCAUUAUCGAUGUUGGAGGCCAAUCGACGGCGCCGGGCCGGGCUCAGGUCACGGCUGAGGAGGAGGCGGCUCGCGUCGUCCCCGCCAUUGAACUCAUCCGAUCUCUUCCCCAAGCGCGCGGCACGGCGAUCAGCGUGGACACGUAUCGCGCCUCAGUCGCUGAAAAGGCGAUUGCCAGCGGCGCCGACAUCAUCAACGAUGUCUCGGCCGGCACCCUCGACCCAGACAUGCUCCCCACCGUUGCCCGGCUGGGCAGCACCAUCUGCCUGAUGCACAUGCGAGGCACGCCACAGACCAUGAUGGACCUGACGGCGUACCCGCGCGGCCUGGUGCCGACCAUGGCGUCGGAGCUUCUUGCGCGCGUCGCAGCGGCCGAACAGGCGGGCAUACGACGGUGGCGGAUCAUUCUCGACCCCGGCAUCGGCUUUGCCAAGACGGGCGCGCAGAACCUGGAGCUGCUGAGGGGCCUGGACGACCUCAGACGCUGGCCAGGGCUCGAGGGCUUGCCGUGGCUUGUGGGCGCCAGCCGGAAGGCCUUUGUUGGCAAGGUGACGGGGGCGGUGCAGCCAUCUGAGCGGAUCUGGGGCACGGCCGCGACCGUGGCGGCUGCGGUGCAGGGGGGCGCCGACGUGGUGCGGGUGCAUGACGCCAGAGAGAUGGCCAUGGUGGCGGCCAUGUCGGAUGCCAUCUGGAGAUCUCCAUAG